AGCGAGGCUAGCACAUAAAAAUGACGGCGUCGUUUGCAUCUUGCCGAAAACAGAAAAAAGAAAGCCUCUUGCUAGAUUCUCAUUGCUAAAUAAUCUCUCUCUCUCACACGCCCUCCCUCCCUCCAUUGAGUGUGCGCGCGUUUCUGGUUAUUCUCGAUGAGAGCCCACAAGGCAUCAUCCUCGAACAACGGCAACAACAGACGACCGACACUUCUCCAUCUGGUGUGCGCUGCUGUUAUUUUCUCUCUUCUCGUUUUUGCAAUCCAAUCCUCUUUCUUCACAGGUGAUCAGAAAUCAGAUCUCAACAGAGAAGAAGUUCGGGUUUUAUCAGAAUUUCAGUCCGGUAUUCAGCAAUGCGUGGCAAACAAGGGGCUUGGACUCACUGCACACGUUAUCGACCACUGCAAAUUGAUUCUUAAAUUCCCCGAAGGCACCAACAGCACCUGGUACAAUGCACAGUUUAAGGUAUAUGAGCCCUUGGAGUACACAUAUGAUGUUUGUGAGGCGAUUCUAUUGUGGGAACAGUAUCGUAACAUGACUACGGUGUUGACAAGAGAGUAUCUAGAUGCUCGGCCUGAUGGGUGGCUAGACUAUGCAGCGAAAAGGAUAGCACAAUUGGGAGCAGAUAAAUGUUAUAAUCGCACCCUAUGUGAGGAACACCUCAAUAUGAUUUUACCAGCAAAACCCCCUUUCCAUCCCCGGCAGUUCCGCACAUGUGCAGUUGUUGGAAACUCAGGAGAUCUCUUAAAGACACAGUUUGGGAAAGAGAUUGAUGGUCAUGAUGCUGUUAUACGGGACAAUGAGGCUCCUGUUAACGAGAAAUAUGCCAAGUAUGUUGGUUUGAAGAGGGAUUUCCGACUUGUAGUGAGGGGUGCUGCACGCAACAUGGUUCCCAUUUUAAAUGGAUCUACUAGUGAGGUACUUAUAAUUAAAAGCGUGACGCACAGAGACUUCAAUGCAAUGAUUAAGAGUAUUCCAAAUCCUGUUUAUCUCUUCCAAGGUAUUGUGCUGCGUCGAGGUGCCAAAGGAACUGGAAUGAAAUCUAUAGAACUAGCCCUCUCCAUGUGUGACAUUGUUAACAUAUAUGGUUUUACUGUUGAUCCUGGUUAUACUGAAUGGACGCGGUACUUCUCUACACCUAGGAAGGGGCACAACCCACUUCAAGGGAGAGCAUACUACCAGCUUCUAGAAUGCCUUGGUGUUAUUAGGAUCCAUUCUCCCAUGAGAUCCAGGAGGAAGCAAGACUGGUCAGAUGUGCCUAGUCGAGAUAUGAUAAGCAGGGCUCACGCUGCGGCCUUGCGUUUAAAGAGGAGUCAAGCUGGUCAGGUGGAUGAUUUGAGUCAGUUUGGUAGUUGUAAGGUGUGGGGCAACGUGGACCCUGACAGCAAUGGAAGUGUCUCAGGAUCUCCAGACAUGAGUGAUGUCAGGAAAUAUUCAAAUUACAGUAAAUGGGAAGUCAUGCCUUUUGAGAGUUUAAGGAAGGAAGCCCAGGAUCAAUAUAUACAAAUGCAAGGUGUCUCCUUAUACAAAAUGGAUGGCAAUAAACUGGAUGAUCUAGUAUGUGUGAGGCAUUCUUUAAAAUCUGAGGUAUAAUCGCUGCCUUCUAUUGGUCAUUCUUUGUAGUCAUGCACGUCGGUUGGUCGAGAGCAAGGCCUAACUGGGUACCCCAAUAUUCUUGGACAAGGAUUGGGUUAACUUACAGUUUUCUCAUGACUUGCUUUAAUCACACCUUUGAAUGCAUCUAUCAUUUACUCUCGACAAAUGUUAUCGGCAGCAGUGGCAAUGUGGGAUCUCAGCUCCUGCUCUUGCAAAUGAGAUGGACAUUAUGUGCCGUUUCACUGAUUGGAUGCUUCUUACCUCAUGGAGAUUCCUGUAUGGAUUUUAAGAGUUGAGUUUAUGAAGAGACAGAUGUGAUUAUAGGUUUUCGGUUUGCUCUUUCAGUUGGGCUUAAAUACAUGUCACUACAGGUAGAAAUUUGUC
This is a messenger RNA of Corylus avellana, 1980 nucleotides long. It is a transcript of the gene MGP2, whose product is annotated as MALE GAMETOPHYTE DEFECTIVE 2. Gene Ontology annotation, molecular function: sialyltransferase activity. Gene Ontology annotation, biological process: pollen germination; pollen tube growth. The record is from RefSeq and is a predicted model, not a curated record. NCBI's taxonomy places the organism in Eukaryota, Viridiplantae, Streptophyta, Magnoliopsida, Fagales, Betulaceae.